This is a messenger RNA of Suncus etruscus (white-toothed pygmy shrew), 8836 nucleotides long. It is a transcript of the gene UBR5, whose product is annotated as ubiquitin protein ligase E3 component n-recognin 5. Gene Ontology annotation, biological process: protein polyubiquitination; regulation of double-strand break repair; DNA damage response. Gene Ontology annotation, cellular component: nucleus. NCBI's taxonomy places the organism in Eukaryota, Metazoa, Chordata, Mammalia, Eulipotyphla, Soricidae. Gene Ontology annotation, molecular function: RNA binding; zinc ion binding; ubiquitin binding. The transcript has 59 exons. The coding region runs from base 65 to 8443 and encodes 2792 amino acids. The record is from RefSeq and is a predicted model, not a curated record.
AGCCAGCCCGGCCCGGCCCGGCCGCCGGGCGCCGUGCUGGGGCGGGGGACGACGGGGCGCCGCCAUGACGUCCAUCCACUUCGUGGUCCACCCGCUGCCCGGCACCGAGGACCAGCUCAAUGACAGGUUACGGGAAGUUUCAGAGAAGUUGAACAAGUACAAUUUAAAUAGCCAUCCCCCUUUGAAUGUGUUGGAACAGGCUACUAUCAAACAGUGUGUGGUGGGACCGAAUCAUGCUGCUUUUCUUCUUGAGGAUGGUAGAGUUUGCAGGAUUGGCUUUUCAGUACAACCAGACAGAUUAGAGUUGGGAAAACCUGAUAACAAUGACGGGUCAAAGCUGAACAGCAACUCGGGGGCAGGGAGGACAUCGAGGCCUGGGAGGACCAGUGACUCCCCGUGGUUUCUGUCCGGCUCGGAAACUCUGGGCAGGCUGGCUGGCAAUACUCUGGGAAGCCGCUGGAGCUCUGGAGUAGGAGGCAGUGGAGGAGGAUCCUCCGGUAGGUCAUCAGCUGGAGCUCGGGAUUCCCGCCGCCAGACACGAGUUAUUCGGACAGGCCGAGACCGAGGCUCUGGGCUCCUGGGCAGUCAGCCGCAGCCCGUCAUCCCUGCAUCUGUCAUCCCUGAGGAGCUCAUUUCUCAGGCCCAAGUUGUUUUACAAGGCAAGUCCAGGAGUGUCAUUAUCCGGGAACUCCAGCGAACAAACCUUGACGUGAACCUUGCUGUCAAUAACCUGCUUAGCCGGGAUGAUGAAGACGGCGAUGAUGGGGACGACACCGCUAGUGAAUCCUACUUGCCCGGAGAGGACCUUAUGUCUCUUUUGGAUGCCGACAUUCAUUCUGCCCACCCUAGUGUCAUUAUUGAUGCUGAUGCCAUGUUCUCUGAGGACAUCAGUUACUUUGGUUACCCUUCUUUUCGGCGCUCAUCACUCUCCAGGCUAGGCUCCUCUCGAGAGAGAGACUCUGAGCUGUUGCGUGAACGUGAGUCUGUUUUACGUUUACGUGAACGAAGGUGGCUUGAUGGAGCCUCAUUUGAUACUGAAAGGGGCUCCACCAGCAAAGAAGGAGAGCCGAACGCUGACAAGAAGAGUGCGCCUGCUCAGAGCCCUGUGUCCCUGGGGGAGGAUCUGCAGUGGUGGCCUGACAAGGAUGGUACAAAAUUCACGUGCAUUGGGGCUCUGUAUUCUGAGCUCCUGGCUGUGAGCAGUAAAGGAGAACUUUAUCAGUGGAAGUGGAGUGAAUUGGAACCGUACAGAAAUGCACAGAAUCCUUCAUUACAUCACCCACGAGCAACAUUUUUGGGACUAACCAAUGAAAAGAUAGUCCUCCUGUCUGCAAAUAGCAUUAGAGCAACUGUAGCUACAGAAAACAACAAGGUUGCUACCUGGGUAGAUGAAACUUUAAGUUCUGUGGCUUCUAAGUUAGAGCACACUGCCCAAACUUACUCAGAACUUCAAGGAGAAAGGAUUGUUUCUUUACACUGCUGUGCCCUUUAUACCUGCGCCCAGCUAGAAAACAAUUUAUACUGGUGGGGUGUUGUUCCUUUUAGUCAAAGGAAAAAAAUGUUAGAGAAAGCAAGAGCCAAAAAUAAAAAGCCCAAGUCUAGUGCUGGCAUCUCUUCCAUGCCAAACAUCACGGUUGGAACCCAGGUCUGCUUAAGAAAUAAUCCCCUCUAUCAUGCCGGAGCAGUUGCCUUUUCCAUUAGUGCAGGAAUUCCUAAAGUUGGUGUCUUAAUGGAGUCUGUGUGGAAUAUGAAUGACAGCUGUAGGUUUCAGCUCCGAUCUCCCGAGAGCUUGAAAAGCAUGGACAAAGCAAGCAAAACAGCUGAAGCUAAGCCUGAAAGUAAGCAGGAGCCAGUGAAAACAGAGAUGGGGCCUCCACCGUCACCUGCAUCCACUUGCAGUGAUGCCUCCUCUAUUGCCAGCAGCGCCUCCAUGCCCUAUAAACGGCGCCGGUCAACCCCUGCCCCCAAAGAGGAGGAGAAGGUGAAUGAAGAGCAGUGGUCUCUUCGGGAAGUCGUGUUUGUGGAAGAUGUCAAGAAUGUCCCCGUUGGCAAGGUGCUGAAAGUGGAUGGUGCUUACGUUGCCGUCAAGUUCCCAGGAACAUCCAGUAACACCAGUUGUCAGAGCAGCUGUGGCUCUGAUGCUGACCCUUCCUCCCUGCUGCAGGAUUGUAGGUUGCUUCGAAUCGAUGAGUUGCAGGUUGUAAAAUCUGGGGGAACGCCUAAAGUUCCCGAUUGCUUCCAAAGGACCCCUAAGAAGCUCUGCAUUCCUGAAAAAACUGAAAUACUAGCAGUGAAUGUGGAUUCCAAAGGUGUGCAUGCUGUCCUGAAGACUGGAAACUGGGUUCGGUACUGUAUCUUUGAUCUUGCUACAGGAAAAGCAGAACAGGAAAAUAAUUUUCCUACAAGCAGCAUUGCUUUCCUUGGUCAGAAUGAACGGAAUGUAGCCAUCUUCACAGCUGGACAGGAGUCUCCUAUUAUUCUUCGAGAUGGGAAUGGUACCAUUUAUCCAAUGGCCAAAGAUUGCAUGGGAGGAAUAAGGGAUCCUGAUUGGCUUGAUCUUCCACCUAUUAGUAGUCUUGGAAUGGGUGUCCACUCUUUAAUUAACCUUCCUGCCAAUUCCACAAUCAAAAAGAAAGCUGCUAUUAUCAUCAUGGCUGUAGAGAAACAAACCUUAAUGCAACAUAUUCUACGCUGUGACUACGAGGCCUGCCGACAGUACCUUAUGAAUCUUGAACAAGCAGUGGUUUUAGAGCAGAAUCUCCAGGUGCUACAGACGUUUAUCAGCCACAGAUGUGAUGGAAAUCGAAAUAUUUUGCAUGCGUGUGUGUCUGUGUGCUUUCCAACCAGCAACAAGGAAACAAAAGAAGAGGAGGAAGCAGAGCGCUCCGAGAGGAACACAUUUGCGGAGCGGCUUUCCGCCGUGGAGGCCAUUGCAAAUGCCAUCUCUGUUGUCUCCAGUAAUGGCCCAGGUAACCGGGCUGGAUCUUCAAGUAGCCGAAGCCUGAGACUACGGGAGAUGAUGAGGCGGUCCUUGAGAGCGGCUGGCUUGGGCAGACAUGAAGCUGGCUCUUCAUCAAGUGACCACCAGGAUCCAGUGUCGCCUCCCAUUGCACCCCCUAGUUGGGUUCCUGACCCUCCUGCAAUGGAUCCUGAUGGUGACAUCGACUUCAUCUUGGCCCCUGCUGUGGGAUCCCUGACCACUGCAGCCACUGGUACCACACAAGGACCCAGCACUUCUACCAUUCCAGGUCCUUCCACAGAGCCCUCAGUAGUUGAGUCCAAGGACCGGAAGGCCAACGCUCAUUUUAUAUUAAAGUUGCUGUGUGACAGUGUGGUUCUGCAGCCUUAUCUCCGCGAGCUCCUUUCCGCCAAGGAUGCAAGAGGGAUGACCCCAUUUAUGUCGGCUGUAAGUGGUCGCGCUUACCCUGCCGCAAUAACCAUCUUAGAAACAGCUCAGAAAAUUGCCAAAGCUGAAGUGUCAUCGAGUGAGAAGGAGGAAGAAGUAUUUAUGGGAAUGGUCUGCCCACCAGGCACCAACCCCGAUGACUCGCCUUUGUAUGUUUUAUGCUGUAAUGACACCUGCAGUUUCACUUGGACUGGGGCAGAGCACAUCAAUCAGGAUAUUUUUGAGUGUCGAACCUGUGGCUUGCUGGAGUCCUUAUGUUGCUGUACCGAAUGUGCCAGGGUUUGUCAUAAAGGCCAUGACUGCAAAUUAAAACGGACUUCGCCUACAGCCUAUUGUGAUUGUUGGGAGAAAUGCAAAUGUAAGACUUUGAUAGCUGGACAGAAAUCUGCUCGUCUGGAUCUGCUGUAUCGUCUGCUCACUGCAACCAACCUGGUCACCCUGCCAAACAGCAGAGGGGAGCACCUCCUGCUAUUUCUGGUACAGACAGUGGCGAGGCAAACAGUAGAGCACUGCCAGUAUAGACCUCCUCGGAUACGGGAGGAUCGCAACCGGAAGACCGCUAAUCCCGAAGAUUCAGAUAUGCCUGAUCAUGACCUGGAGCCACCGAGGUUCGCCCAGCUUGCCUUGGAACGGGUCCUCCAGGACUGGAAUGCUUUGAAAUCCAUGAUCAUGUUCGGCUCGCAGGAGAAUAAGGACCCUCUCAGUGCCAGCAGUAGGAUAGGGCACCUUCUGCCAGAGGAGCAAGUGUACCUGAACCAGCAGAGCGGCACCAUCAGGCUGGACUGCUUCACGCACUGUCUCAUUGUCAAAUGCACAGCAGAUAUUUUGCUCCUAGAUACUCUCCUGGGGACACUUGUCAAAGAGCUGCAGAACAAAUAUACUCCUGGGCGCAGAGAAGAAGCUAUUGCUGUCACCAUGCGGUUUCUGCGCUCUGUGGCCAGAGUCUUUGUCAUUCUCAGUGUGGAAAUGGCUUCGUCCAAAAAGAAAAACAACUUCAUCCCACAGCCCAUUGGGAAAUGCAAGCGCGUGUUCCAGGCCCUGCUCCCCUAUGCUGUGGAAGAGCUGUGCAAUGUGGCCGAGUCACUCAUUGUGCCUGUGCGGAUGGGCAUAGCACGCCCCACGGCGCCCUUCACCUUAGCGAGCACGAGCAUCGACGCCAUGCAGGGCAGUGAGGAGCUCUUUUCUGUGGAGCCUCUGCCGCCGCGCACAUCCUCGGAUCAGUCCAGCAGCUCCAGCCAGUCCCAGUCGUCCUACAUCAUCAGGAAUCCGCAGCAGCGGCGCAUCAGCCAGUCGCAGCCCGUUCGGGGCCGGGAUGAAGAGCAGGAUGACAUAGUUUCAGCAGAUGUGGAAGAGGUCGAGGUGGUGGAGGGUGUUGCUGGAGAGGAGGACCAUCACGACGAGCAGGAGGAGCAUGGAGAAGAAAAUGCUGAGGCAGAGGGACAGCAUGAUGAGCAUGAUGAGGACGGGAGUGACAUGGAGUUGGACUUACUAGCUGCAGCAGAAACAGAAAGUGACAGUGAAAGUAACCAUAGCAACCAAGAUAACGCUAGUGGGCGCAGAAGUGUGGUGACUGCGGCAACUGCAGGCUCGGAAGCAGGUGCUAGCAGUGUGCCUGCCUUCUUCUCUGAGGAUGACUCGCAGUCCAAUGACUCAAGUGACUCCGACAGCAGUAGCAGCCAGAGUGAUGACAUAGAGCAGGAGACCUUCAUGCUGGACGAGCCACUGGAAAGGACAACAAGCAGCUCACAUGCCAGUGGCGCUGCCCAAGCCCCGCGCUCCAUGCAGUGGGCAGUCCGCAGCGCCCAGCACCAGCGGGCUGCCAGCACCGCUCCUUCCAGCACAUCUACGCCGGCAGGCAAUUCAGCGGGGCUGAUUUAUAUUGAUCCUUCAAACUUACGCCGGAGUGGCACCAUAAGCACCAGUGCAGCCGCUGCAGCUGCAGCACUGGAAGCCAGCAAUGCCAGCAGCUAUUUGACCUCUGCAAGCAGUUUGGCGAGGGCCUACAGCAUCGUCAUCCGGCAGAUCUCGGACUUGAUGGGCCUGAUCCCAAAGUAUAACCACCUUGUGUACUCGCAGAUUCCUGCAGCUGUGAAGCUGACGUACCAAGAUGCAGUGAACUUACAGAACUAUGUAGAAGAAAAGCUUAUUCCCACUUGGAACUGGAUGGUCAGUAUUAUGGAUUCUACUGAAGCUCAAUUACGUUAUGGUUCUGCAUUAGCAUCUGCUGGUGAUCCCGGACACCCAAACCAUCCUCUUCAUGCAUCUCAGAAUUCAGCGCGGAGGGAGAGGAUGACUGCACGGGAAGAGGCUAGCUUACGAACUCUGGAAGGGAGACGCCGCGCCACGCUGCUGAGUGCCAGGCAAGGAAUGCUGUCUGCUCGAGGGGACUUCCUCAAUUAUGCUCUGUCUUUAAUGCGUUCACACAAUGAUGAACAUUCAGAUGUUCUUCCGGUGCUGGAUGUGUGCUCCCUGAAGCACGUGGCAUAUGUUUUCCAAGCUCUUAUAUAUUGGAUUAAAGCAAUGAAUCAGCAGACAACAUUGGAUACACCCCAACUGGAACGCAAAAGGACUCGAGAACUCUUGGAACUGGGCAUUGAUAAUGAAGAUUCAGAACAUGAAAAUGAUGAUGACACCAAUCAAAGUGCGACUUUGAAUGAUAAGGAUGAUGAGUCUCUUCCUGCAGAAACUGGCCAAAACCACCCAUUUUUCCGUCGCUCAGACUCCAUGACGUUCCUUGGGUGCAUACCCCCAAAUCCCUUUGAAGUGCCUCUGGCUGAAGCCAUUCCCUUGGCGGACCAGCCUCAUCUGUUGCAGCCAAAUGCUAGGAAGGAGGAUCUUUUUGGCCGGCCAAGUCAGGGUCUUUAUUCUUCAUCUGCCAUUAGUGGGAAGUGCUUAAUGGAGGUCACAGUGGAUAGAAACUGCUUGGAGGUUCUUCCAACUAAAAUGUCUUAUGCUGCUAAUCUGAAAAACGUAAUGAAUAUGCAAACUCGGCAAAAAAAGGAAGGGGAAGAACCAAGUCUGCUGCCUGAAGAAGCAGAGAGUUCAAAGCCAGGGCCUUCUGCUCACGAUCUUGCUGCUCAGCUCAAGAGUAGUUUGCUGGCCGAGAUAGGACUGACAGAGAGCGAAGGGCCACCACUGACAUCCUUCAGGCCCCAGUGUAGUUUCAUGGGAAUGGUUAUUUCCCACGACAUGCUGUUAGGACGCUGGCGCCUUUCCUUAGAACUGUUUGGCAGAGUAUUCAUGGAGGAUGUUGGAGCAGAGCCUGGAUCAAUCCUAACUGAAUUGGGUGGUUUUGAGGUAAAAGAAUCAAAAUUCCGUAGAGAAAUGGAAAAACUGAGAAACCAGCAGUCAAGAGAUUUAUCACUAGAGGUCGAUCGUGAUCGAGACCUUCUUAUUCAGCAGACCAUGAGACAACUUAACAAUCACUUUGGCCGAAGAUGUGCUACCACUCCAAUGGCUGUACACAGAGUAAAAGUCACAUUUAAGGACGAGCCAGGAGAGGGCAGUGGUGUUGCACGAAGUUUUUAUACAGCCAUUGCACAAGCAUUUUUGUCAAAUGAAAAAUUGCCAAAUCUAGAUUGUAUUCAAAAUGCCAACAAGGGCACCCAUACAAGUUUAAUGCAAAGAUUAAGGAACAGGGGAGAGAGGGAUCGGGAAAGGGAGAGAGAGAGGGAAAUGAGGCGGAGUAGUGGCCUGCGAGCAGGUUCUCGGAGAGAUCGGGACAGAGACUUUCGAAGACAGCUUUCCAUCGACACUCGGCCAUUCAGACCUGCCUCUGAGGGGAACCCGAGCGACGAUCCCGAUCCUCUGCCUGCCCACCGACAGGCUCUCGGAGAAAGGCUCUACCCUCGUGUCCAGGCAAUGCAGCCAGCCUUUGCAAGUAAAAUCACGGGCAUGUUGUUGGAGCUAUCUCCGGCCCAACUGCUUCUCCUCCUAGCAAGCGAAGAUUCUCUGCGAGCAAGAGUGGAUGAGGCCAUGGAGCUCAUCAUUGCCCAUGGACGGGAAAAUGGAGCAGAUAGUAUCUUGGAUCUUGGGUUAUUAGAUUCCUCAGAGAAGGUACAGGAAAACCGAAAGCGCCAUGGCUCAAGUCGCAGUGUCGUGGACAUGGAUUUGGAUGAUACGGACGAUGGGGAUGAUAAUGCACCUUUGUUUUACCAACCUGGUAAAAGAGGCUUUUAUACCCCUAGGCCGGGCAAAAACACAGAGGCGAGGCUGAACUGUUUCCGAAACAUUGGCAGGAUUCUUGGACUAUGUCUGUUACAGAAUGAACUGUGUCCUAUCACACUGAAUAGACAUGUGAUUAAAGUGUUGCUUGGUAGAAAAGUCAAUUGGCAUGAUUUUGCCUUUUUUGAUCCUGUGAUGUAUGAGAGUUUGCGGCAACUUAUCCUGGCUUCCCAGAGUUCUGAUGCCGAUGCUGUUUUCUCUGCAAUGGACUUAGCGUUUGCCAUUGAUCUGUGUAAAGAAGAGGGUGGAGGGCAGGUUGAACUUAUUCCUAAUGGCGUCAACAUCCCAGUCACUCCCCAGAAUGUGUACGAGUAUGUUCGGAAAUAUGCAGAGCACAGAAUGCUGGUAGUUGCAGAACAGCCAUUACAUGCAAUGAGGAAGGGUCUACUGGAUGUGCUUCCAAAAAACUCAUUAGAAGACCUGACAGCAGAAGACUUUAGGCUUCUGGUGAACGGCUGUGGUGAAGUUAAUGUGCAGAUGCUGAUCAGUUUCACCUCUUUCAACGAUGAAUCAGGAGAAAAUGCUGAAAAGCUUUUGCAGUUUAAGCGUUGGUUUUGGUCAAUAGUAGAGAAGAUGAGCAUGACGGAACGGCAAGAUCUUGUUUACUUUUGGACAUCAAGCCCAUCAUUACCAGCCAGCGAAGAAGGAUUUCAGCCUAUGCCCUCCAUCACAAUAAGACCGCCAGAUGACCAACAUCUUCCUACUGCAAAUACUUGUAUUUCUCGACUUUACGUCCCACUCUAUUCCUCUAAACAGAUUCUCAAACAGAAAUUGCUACUCGCCAUAAAGACCAAAAAUUUUGGUUUUGUGUAGAGUAUAAAAAGUGUGUAUUGCUGUGUAAUAUUACUAGCUAAUUUUGUAGAUUUUUUUUUUCCAUUUGUCUAUAAAAAAGUUUAUGGAAGUUAAUGCUGUCACACCCCCUGGUGGUACUUCAGAGAUUAAAUGCAAACAUUCCUUUCUGAGUUUGUAGCUUGAAGCCCGAAGGUGUACUGGCAACUAUAAUAAUUUGCUGGUCAACAACUUCUGGGUCUAACCCCAGCCAAAGAUGACAGCAGAACAAUAUAAUUUCACUGUGAUUUAUCUUUUUGCUGAGGGGAAAAUAUGUAAAAUGUUCUGAAAAAUUCACUGAUGCCUUUGUGGAAAAUGUUAAAGCAAAGGUUAUUGUAUAGAGGGAAUAGGGAAUUUCAAAAUAAAAAAUUAAGUAUG